AUGGAAUUUUUCAAUGAUAGCAACUACGGACCGUUUCUUCUCACUGGUUUCCCUGGCCUGGAGAACUCACAUCCACUGAUUUCCAUCUUGUUUUGUGUUCUCUACCUAAUCGCCUUUAUGGGAAACAUCACCAUUUUAGUGGUUAUUCGUGUGGAACAGUCACUUCACGCACCCAUGUAUCUUUUUCUCUCCAUGCUGGCUGCCAGUGACCUGGGAAUCUGUGUUGCCACCCUCCCCACACUGCUCAAGCUCUUCUGUUUCAAUGUCCGUGAAGUGGACUUUGACGCCUGCCUCACACAGAUGUUCUUCAUUCAUGUGUUCUCUCUAAUGGAGUCAGGCAUCCUGCUUACCAUGGCUUUUGACCGUUAUGUGGCCAUUUCCAACCCCCUCAGGUAUACUGCUAUUUUGACUAAUUCUAUCAUUGUCAGGAUAGGCGGGGGACUUUUGCUGCGUGCUGUAGCUGUCAUCUUUCCAGGACCCUUUCUCAUAAAGAGGCUGAGGUUUUGUAAGGUCAAUGUGCUCUCCCACUCAUACUGCCUGCACCCAGACAUCAUCAAGCUCUCCUGUUCUGAUCACCGCAUCAAUAGCAUUUAUGGCCUUAUUAUCAUUCUGAUCACCUUUGGAGUGGAUUCUCUACUCAUUCUCCUCUCUUAUUUAAAGAUCCUAAUCACUGUAUUAGGUAUUGCUUCCAGGGCAGAACAGUUCAAGGCUCUCAACACUUGUGUCUCUCACAUCUGUGCUGUGCUCCUGGUCUAUGUCCCUAUGCUGGGGGUGUCCAUUAUUCAUCGUUUUGGGAAACAUCUUCCACCGGUGGUGCACAUUAUCAUGGGCUACAUAUAUUUAUUGGUCCCUCCUGUUCUCAAUCCUGUUGUAUACUGUAUUAAAACUCGGGAGAUACGGACCCGUAUCAUGGGUAAUCUGCUGAAAUUAUAG
Messenger RNA from Sorex araneus (European shrew), 933 nucleotides. RefSeq names its product olfactory receptor 51G2-like. Gene Ontology annotation, cellular component: membrane. Gene Ontology annotation, biological process: G protein-coupled receptor signaling pathway. Gene Ontology annotation, molecular function: olfactory receptor activity; G protein-coupled receptor activity. NCBI's taxonomy places the organism in Eukaryota, Metazoa, Chordata, Mammalia, Eulipotyphla, Soricidae. Bases 1 to 933 code for a protein of 310 amino acids. The record is from RefSeq and is a predicted model, not a curated record. The transcript has a single exon.